Populus nigra (black poplar) is the source of this 1407-nucleotide messenger RNA. RefSeq names its product desiccation-related protein At2g46140. NCBI's taxonomy places the organism in Eukaryota, Viridiplantae, Streptophyta, Magnoliopsida, Malpighiales, Salicaceae. The transcript is spliced from 3 exons. The record is from RefSeq and is a predicted model, not a curated record. Gene Ontology annotation, biological process: response to desiccation. Gene Ontology annotation, cellular component: cytosol. Bases 166 to 1110 code for a protein of 314 amino acids.
ACGCCUCAUCCUUUGGUCACUUAUGUCUUUUUGUAAGCGACGUGUUUGCUCGUUGCCACUCCCAUUACACACGAUCACACUCUCUCGUUCAACCAUACGCUGCUGCUGCUGCUGCUGCUUGUAUCUUGUAAUCUUCGAUUUCGGUUUCAUCUUCAGUUCUAAGGUAUGGCUUCUUCUGACAAGCCAGAAAUAGUUGAUAGAGAUGUCAAGGAGGAUGACAAAGAUGAAGAGAAGGGUGGAUUUAUUGACAAGGUGAAGGACUUCAUUCAAGACAUAGGUGAAAAGAUUGAGGGAGCAAUUGGAUUUGGGAAGCCAACUGCAGAUGUUACUGAAAUUCACUUCCCCACAAUCAACCUUGAGAAAGCCGAGAUUGUUGUUGAUGUGCUUAUUAAAAACCCAAAUCCUGUUCCAAUCCCUCUCAUUGACAUCAACUACUUGAUCGAGAGUGAUGGAAGGAAACUUAUUUCGGGGUUGAUCCCAGAUGCUGGAACUAUUCGUGCACAUGGCGAGGAGACCGUCAAAAUCCCAAUUCAUCUGGUUUAUGAUGAUAUUAAAAAUACAUAUGAUGACAUUAAGCCUGGGAGUAUAAUUCCUUACAAGAUUAAGGUUGACUUCAUUGUAGAUGUGCCUAUUUUUGGAAGGCUUACUCUACCAAUUGAGAAGACUGGAGAGAUCCCCGUACCUUACAAGCCUGAUAUUGAUCUUGAGAAAAUUAAAUUUGAGAGGUUCUCCUUUGAAGAGACCGUGGCAGUGCUUCACUUGAAGCUGGAAAAUAAGAAUGAUUUUGACUUGGGCCUCAAUUCUUUAGAUUAUGAGGUUUGGCUGUCCAAUGUGAGCAUUGGUGGUGCAGAACUGGCAGAAUCUACCAAACUCGAUAAAAAUGGUAUAAAUUAUGUCGAUAUUCCAAUCACCUUCAAGCCUAAGGAUUUUGGUUCCGCACUCUGGGACAUGAUUAGAGGAAAAGGCACUGGUUACUCCAUGAAAGGACAUAUUAAUGUGGACACACCUUUUGGAGCUAUGAAGUUGCCCAUCAGCAAGGAGGGUGGGACAACCCGCCUCAAGAAGAGCAAAGAAGAUGGUGGUGAUGAUGACGAUGACGACGAGGAAUAAAAAACAGACAGCAUCUGGAAGUUGUUUCUUCAAGUAGCUGUUGUUCGCUUACUGGUAGAGAGUCAGUACAAUAAUACAUCAGAAGGUUAUUGAAAUGAAGGUAUCAACUUCUCUGCAAUCUUUAAGCAGGGAAAUCAGCAUCUCCAUUUGUGCAUUUGUGUUGUUGACUAUAUCGCAAUGUGGGCACCUUCUCUGAUAUCUUUAAACAGGGAAAUCAGUGCCUCUAUUUGUGUAUGUGUGUAAUUGUUGGCUAUAUCGGAAUGUGGAUUUUUAUAAAAAAAAAAUACUUUACCCCUA